Messenger RNA from Geodia barretti, 924 nucleotides. The record is from the annotation of a GenBank genome assembly. NCBI's taxonomy places the organism in Eukaryota, Metazoa, Porifera, Demospongiae, Tetractinellida, Geodiidae.
AUGGUAACCAUGGCAGACGAUAAAAUCGUCUAUUUCAACGGUCACAUGACGCCUGCCGAUCAGGUGGGCAUUUCGAUCUAUGACCGCGGCUUCUUAUACGGCGACGCGGUGUUCGACGCCACUCGUACCUUCGGCGGCCAGACCUUCCGACUGGAUCGGCACAUUGACCGCCUGUACAACUCUCUCCGUUACCUGCGCAUCGAUGUCGAAAUGAGCAAGGCGGAGAUGACGGAAGCCACCGAAGCGGUGGUCGCGCGGAAUCACCCCCUGCUCCCUCAAGGCCAGGAUAUGUGGGUGAUGCAGCGCAUCAGCCGCGGAGUUGAAGGACCUGAUCGCGUCGGGGGGAUUCAGCCCACCAUCAUCAUUGAGAGCCAUGCAAUUCCCUUCGCCGCCCGUGCCCCGCUGUAUCGGGACGGCGCCCGUAUCAGUACUCCGUCCGUUCCACGCAUCCCUCCCCGGUUCCUCAGCCCCCGCGCCAAGACCCACAACUACCUCAACCUCAUCAUGGGCGAACUGGAGGUGCACGGCGAAGACCCGGAUGCUUGGGCGAUUCUGCUGGACGAAUUCGGCAAUCUGACUGAGGGUCGAGGCAGCAACGUCUUCCUGGUCAAGGACGGCGCGGUAAUGACGCCCAAGUCGCAGUACGUGUUGGAGGGAGUGACCCGAAACCAGACGCUCGAACUCGCAGAUGGGCUCGGCAUACCCACCACCGAAUGCGACAUUGAUCUGUACGACGCCUACACCGCCGACGAGGCAUUCCUGACCUCCACCAGCCUGUGCAUCUGCCCCGUGUCAGCGGUCAACGGCGCAACCGUUGGCGAUGGCGACGUUCCGGGGCCCGUCACCCACCGCCUAAUGAGCGCUUUCAGCGAUCUCGUCGGCAUGGACUUCGCCGAACAAUACCUUGCGUACCUGCCUGCGUAG